This is a messenger RNA of Symsagittifera roscoffensis, 876 nucleotides long. RefSeq names its product calmodulin-A-like. Gene Ontology annotation, molecular function: enzyme regulator activity; calcium ion binding. Lineage: Eukaryota; Metazoa; Xenacoelomorpha; Acoela; Convolutidae. Bases 193 to 681 code for a protein of 162 amino acids. The record is from RefSeq and is a predicted model, not a curated record. The transcript has 4 exons.
UUCACUCAAAAGCCGCUUCGAUAAUAGCUGAAAUAAUCGCACUGUCUGAACGCAUUCAGAUCGCUGCUGUAAUUUUCAAUUAAACCGUUUCAAAAAGCUAAGCUCAUUUCUAUUUUCUUGAUUUUUCCUAAUUAUUUUUAUAUCGUUUUGUUAAACAAUUACUUGAAUCUUGUCCAUUGUUUUUUUUCCGGAAUGGAGGGUACGAAUACAAACCCUCCUCCUUCGAAAUCCAAGUCUGGAUCAAAAAAUCUGACGCCAGACCAAGUGGCUGAAUUGCGAGAGGCAUUCAAUCUGUUCGACACAGAUGGCAGUGGCUCCAUCUCCACCCAUGAGCUGGGGGAGGUGUUGAACACUCUGGGGGAGCCAGCGACGGAGGAAGAAUUGGGCACUAUCAUCGCCGAAAUUGACAAGGAUGGCAAUGGAGAGAUAGACUUCCCCGAGUUCCUGCAGAUGAUGGCUGGCAAACUGAAGGAGAGGAAGCUGGAGGACGAUCUACAGGAGGCCUUCCGCAUAUUCGACCAGAACGGAGACGGUCUAAUUUCCCCGGGCGAGUUGAAGUUCGUCAUGAACAACUUGGGGGAAGAAAUAGACGACGAGGACAUCGAUGUGCUAGUGGCUCAAGUAGACAAAGACGGAGAUGGACAACUCGACUACAAAGAGUUCGUGGAACUCAUGACGUAAAAUUCAUGUCGCAGCAACAGUUCUGAAAAAAAGCACGCAAAAAAAGACUUAUUGUGAUUUCACAAAUUGUUUGUUAUAUCUGGGUUCGGCUUCAUUUUGGUCCUCUUUUUCCAUUAAAAACUGCAAUCAUAUUAUUUAAAACUUUCAAUUUAGAAAAACGCACCUCGGUUCCAAAUUUUGUCAGCGACAGAUAAA